AUGUGGCAAUCCCUGACUCACUGCCGUGAUGCCCAGGGAAAACAGUACAACUACUUCCUUAAGAUCACUCAACUUUUGGGUGAUUACCCAAAAUACUUCAUUAUGGGAGCAGACAGUGUGGGCUCCAAGCAGAUGCAGCAGAUCCGCAUGUCCCUCCGAGGGAAGGCUGUGGUGCUCAUGGGCAAGAACACCAUGAUGCGCAAGGCCAUCAGGGGCCACCUGGAGAACAACCGAGCUCUGGAGAAGCUGCUGCCUCACAUCUGGGGGAACUCGGGCUUCGUGUUCACCAAGGAGGACCUCUCUGAGAUUAGGGACAUCCUGCUGACCAAGAACGUGCCAGCUGCUACUCGAGCUAGUGCCCUCGCCCCAUAUGAGAUCAGUGUGCCUGCUCAGAAUACUGGUCUGGGGAAUGAGAAAACUUUAGGCAUCGCCACUAACAUCUCCAGAGGUACCAUUGAAAUUCUGAGUGAUAUGCAGCAGAUAAAAACUGGAGACAAGGUAGAAGCCAGUGAAGCUACACUGCUGAACAUCUCCCGCUGCUCCUUUGGGCUGAUCAUCCAGCAGGUGUUUGACAAUAGCAGCAUUUAUAACCCUGAAGUGCUGGACAUCACAGAGCAGACCCUGCAUUCUCGUUUCGAAGAGGGUGUCCACAAUGUGGCCAGCGUCUAUCUGCAGAUUGGCUACCCGACUGUUGCCUCAGUGCCUCACUCCAUCAUCAAUGGGUACAAGCGGGUCCUGGCUUUGUCUGUGGAGACUGAGUACACCUUUCCACUAACUGAAAAGGUCAAGGUCUUCCUUGCUGAUCCAUCUGCAUUUGCAGCUGCUGCCCCUGUGGCUGCUGCCACCACUGCUGCUCCUGCAGCUGCGGCAGCCUCAGCGAAGGCCGAAGCAAGGGAAGAGUCAGAUGAAUCAGAUGAGAAUAUGGGAUUCGGUCUCUUAGACUAA
Messenger RNA from Rattus rattus (black rat), 945 nucleotides. Its product is annotated as 60S acidic ribosomal protein P0-like. The transcript has a single exon. The coding region runs from base 1 to 945 and encodes 314 amino acids. NCBI's taxonomy places the organism in Eukaryota, Metazoa, Chordata, Mammalia, Rodentia, Muridae. The record is from RefSeq and is a predicted model, not a curated record. Gene Ontology annotation, molecular function: large ribosomal subunit rRNA binding; structural constituent of ribosome. Gene Ontology annotation, cellular component: cytosolic large ribosomal subunit. Gene Ontology annotation, biological process: ribosomal large subunit assembly; cytoplasmic translation; ribosome biogenesis.